Molecule: messenger RNA, 4549 nt
Organism: Pungitius pungitius (ninespine stickleback)
Lineage: Eukaryota; Metazoa; Chordata; Actinopteri; Perciformes; Gasterosteidae
Gene: elavl3
Product: ELAV like neuron-specific RNA binding protein 3
Exons: 8
Coding region: 535-1692 (385 amino acids)
Cellular component (GO): ribonucleoprotein complex
Molecular function (GO): RNA binding
Source: RefSeq, a predicted model, not a curated record
GAUAAUGGGAGAGGAGCGCAUUGCAAUGGCUGCCAUGUAGUACCCUCCCUGCACAAUUAGCCAAUCAGCGGCGUGCUCUGCCAGCCAGGAGGACGCAUAAAAGAAGAACAUUGCAGCAGAGGCACAGAAGGAGACUGCGAGAGGAGCAGGGAAUUACACACAAAAACAGCAGAACCAGAACACCCUCCCCUGGACACACCCUGCUGAGGAUCACUGCUUCUCUUUUUUUUUCUAAAAACCAUCGCCCACGCCACUCGGAGAGAACGCUCUCCCUCAUCAUCAUCCAGUAGAAAACCCCUUUCUCCUCAUUUUCAUCCUAUAGAGGACACCUACAAUCUCAGAGGGCUGAGAAUCCCUGGCGAAGACUGUAUUUUUUUUUCCUUUUUUUUCCUUUUUUUCUUUUCUUUUCAUUUGGACUCGUGACAGAACACAAGGGCCAAAUAAUUUAAAGGCUGAAGAUCAUACAGAGACUCAGCCUCCAGCCUGAAGACCAGCGGAAAGAAGGACCUAGAUUUCUUUCAUUGUACGUCAAGAAUGGUUACUCAGAUAAUCAGCACCAUGGAAACCCAGGUGUCCAACGGUCCGAGCGGAACCAGUCUGCCCAACGGUCCAGUCAUCAGCUCCAACGGCUCCACAGACGACAGCAAAACCAACCUGAUCGUCAACUACCUGCCUCAGAACAUGACCCAGGAGGAGUUUAAAAGUUUGUUUGGUAGCAUCGGGGAGAUCGAAUCCUGCAAGCUCGUCAGGGACAAGAUAACAGGUCAGAGUUUGGGAUACGGCUUUGUAAACUAUGUGGAUCCAAAUGACGCGGACAAGGCCAUCAACACACUCAAUGGUCUAAAACUGCAGACUAAAACAAUCAAGGUAUCGUACGCCCGACCGAGCUCGGCCUCCAUCCGCGACGCCAACCUGUACGUGAGUGGGCUCCCGAAAACCAUGAGCCAGAAGGACAUGGAGCAGCUGUUCUCCCAAUACGGGCGCAUCAUCACGUCCCGCAUCCUAGUGGACCAAGUCACAGCAGGCAUAUCCCGAGGAGUGGGCUUCAUCCGGUUCGACAAGCGCAACGAGGCCGAGGAGGCCAUCAAAGGGCUGAACGGGCAGAAGCCCCUGGGCGCCGCCGAGCCCAUCACCGUCAAGUUCGCCAACAACCCGAGCCAGAAGACGGGCCAGGCCUUGCUGACCCAGCUGUACCAGACGGCGGCGCGCCGCUACACGGGGCCCCUGCACCACCAGACCCAGCGUUUCAGCAUGAUCCCUUCACUUGGAAAGGGACCAGAUCCAAAUAACAGCUCAAAACCAAUACUCGACAAUUUACUAAACGCCAGCUACGGAGUCAAGAGCUCUCCCACUCUCUUCCCCAGAUUCUCCCCCAUCACCAUCGACAGCAUGACCAGCCUGGCCGGCGUCAACCUCACCGGCCCGACGGGGGCCGGCUGGUGCAUCUUCGUGUACAACCUGUCCCCCGAGGCGGACGAGAGCGUCCUGUGGCAGCUCUUCGGGCCCUUCGGCGCCGUCACCAACGUCAAGGUCAUCCGCGACUUCACCACCAACAAAUGUAAGGGCUUCGGCUUCGUCACCAUGACCAACUACGACGAGGCCGCCAUGGCCAUCGCCAGCCUCAACGGCUACCGCCUGGGCGACCGCGUGCUGCAGGUUUCCUUCAAGACCAGCAAGCAGCACAAGGCCUGAGCGAGCGAGAGAGAGACAGAGAGAGAGAGAGAGAGAGAGAGAGGGAGGGAGGGAGAGAGGGAGGGAGAGAGAGAGAGAGAGAGGCAGCUGGCGGCAGCUUCUUACGGCGAAGGUUGAGCUCCCCCCCCCCCCCCCCCCCCCCCCGGCGCCAUCGCUCUACACGGGGCCUGGACUGAGUCUCUCUCUCUUUCUCUCUCUCUGUGACAUCACACAGAUCGAUAGUAUGACACCACGAACAUGCAGACACACGCAGACACGCACAGACAUGAGCAGACAUUCCCAGAGUCAAGAGUAUCAAACAAACACACCGGAGGAGGUUUUUCUCUUUUUUUGUUGUUUUUUUUUGUUGUUAUCUUUACACAACAUGCUAGUCCUUCCCUGUAUUUGCCUGGAUUGAAUUAGAAGGGGGUACGUAGCUGGUUUUGUUGGGUUAGGGGGCGAGAGCUAUCUAUUUAGGAGACAGUCUAACGAAUGUGACAGAGAAUGUGUACUGGCUGCUUUGAUUGAAUUCAGGCAAAUGACGACAACUGUUGAACAAAACGAUCAAAAGAAGAAAAAAAUUUUAAUGAACGAAUAUGUGCAAUUUACCCAAACUCUUACCCCCCGUCAUCUCUCCUGUUAUCCUGCUGGAGAGGAUGUAGUCACUUUUUUACACUUGGGCAUUUUGAAUCAGCGAUUUUUUUAGAUCAAAGAAAAUGAAAUUAAAAAAACAGUGUUCUCUUAUAUACGUCUAUUAAAAUAUAACUAUAUAUUCAAUAUUUAAGGUGGUUAUAAUAGCCGAGUAUGUAAGCAUUUUCUAGAAACCUUGACUACUGUUUCCUGACCUGAAUUAGGUGGUGCCUAGCGUGAAGGCAGUUCCUCUACCCUGCGUGAGCUUGUUAGCGCAGAAAAAACCAGUAAGAUUUUAGGCCGGACCGAUGAAUACCGGUCCCAGAAAAGAGAAGCCAUCAGAAUCAGAGCGACCCACACCACGAGGCACACACAGCUGGACGACCACAAGAUACAUUUAGUCCGCAAAAAACACAACAAUGUGUCCUUUAUUUCUUGGCGUCCAUCCUCGGGAUGGGUUCAAGCGGCUCUGGUGGGGCGAGAGACGGGGGGUGGGGGGGGGAGACCCUUUCGCCGCAGCACGGCCACGUCAAAAGGAAAAUACCGGUGUUUUUUUUCUACACUUUUUGCGUCAUUUCUCACCUGCGAACCUGUAUUGUGUUAUUAAUACUCACAGGCCAUUUCGUUCUUAGCGUGAUAUCCCUUUAACUGAAAGGCCAUCUGGUGUGAAGAGGUCACGAGAGAGAGAAAAAAAAACACACGUCCAAAUGGUAUCGUUCUUGCUUUGAUUACGAAUGUCUUCAGAUUCAUUCAGACAACAAAUGGAGGCAGGAAACUAAGAUCCAAGCGAGCUGCUACAAAGGUCAAACCACACAGGCGGAAACAACACAGAUGGGCAAAAACCCGAGAGCACCGGUAUUAUUCUUCUGUCUAGUGCAGGGGGGGGGGGGGGGGGUGGGGGUGGGAAAACAAACUACCCGAAAUAAUGAGGUUAAAUGUCCAACCAUAGACUCGCAAUCACAUGCAAAGUGCAGAUUGACAGGAGCGCGGCCCCCAGACGACUCAGAGCCUCGCGUGUGAGCUCCGGCGUCGUCAAGUGCUCCUCAACUUGAUCUAAAAGACACUUUGAACUCCUGCCCUUCUGAAAAAGAUGACUGUACAACAUCAAGCCUGCAAAACACGUGUUAUAAUAAUACUUCUGUUUACAACAGAGAGGUAUUUAUUCAUUUGCUUCAGAACAAAAAUAGCAUUUCUCAAAAUAGCCCCAACCCAGUUGCAUGAAAAUGAUUUAUGGCACCCUGGAUGAAACGUUCAGGGCCAACCUGUCUAGAUCGACCACGGGGAAGAGCUGAUGUCUUUCAAUAUCCAGACAUCUGCACAUGAUAAUAGAAUAAAUAACAGUCAGCUAUAUUCCAGACACUUUUGCUUUUGCUUUUCUAAAUGACGCUGUGUUAGCCAAAGAGGACGAUCUCUUUGAAAGGAUUACAUUAGAGAUAAAUCUAUUUUUAUACAUACAAAGGACGAAGACCUUCUGCUGAAUUUUUACAGAUUCUUAAGCUUGGAAAAAAUUGGGACAUCGCAUGGCUUUAUUUUAAACCCUCUGCUCCUUGCAGAGCAAGGGGGAAUAAGCAUGCGGUGUGUGGGUGGGGAUUUGGGGAAGGGGCGAGGGAGCGUUGUAUCUCGUACAAACUUAACCAUAUCACAUUGAUUGAAACAAAGUAAACAAAAAAAAAAACACCAUACGAUUGAUGUGAAAAAAUAAAUAAAAAAAUGCAUAAAAAACGACAGCAAAGCGAAAGCGUCGGGGGACACGAGCCGACGUUUGAGAGCAUCUCGUCGUGUUGCUUCUGCGAUGGUGCAGUGGAGCGACGUCCUUUGACUUGACGAAUCCCAGAUCAAGCUGCGGCGACACCAGAAAAUCGCCCAGCUGGAAAAACCCCAAUAGCUGCUUGCAAAUACAAAAAGGUGAAAAAGCAGAUUCAAACCGUUAUGCAGAAUUAUACUGAACACUAAGCAUGAUUCGUUAUGAUUAGAUAGAUUUGAUUUUUGCCAAAGAAUUGCUUUGCAAGUCAGUACCAAGAUGGAUAAAUUAAGUCUAACUGUAUUAUUCCCUGAGUAAUUGCUGUACAAAUCUAUGUUAUUUAUUCAAAUAGGACCCUCUACAAUUUCAGUUACCAUUACGUUUGAACACUUAAGUUGCACAUAUCAGUUGUUGAAUCCUGUAAACACCAAAUGCUCAAAUGAAACAGUUGCAAGUCAUCCCAUUUGCACACAUUUCAUUCACAACCCGAAUAUUAAAAAAAAAAGG